AUGGACGAUAUAAUAUCAAUUGUGAAUCGCUUACAGGAUACCUUCAACACUAUCGGCGGUAAUUCAAUCGAUUUGCCUCAAAUCGCCGUCGUUGGAUCACAGUCUUCUGGUAAAUCGAGUGUAUUGGAGACUAUAGUUGGUAGAGACUUCCUUCCACGUGGAUCAGGAAUCGUUACACGCCGUCCACUCAUUCUCCAACUAAUACACACCAAUAAAUCUCAAGAUUACGCUGAAUUCCUUCACAUGGACAAGCGCUAUACUGACUUUGAAGAGGUCAGAAGCGAAAUCCAAUCUGAAACAUUUAGAGUUGCUGGUCAGAAUAAGGGCAUCUCAAAACUACCUAUAAACCUCAAAAUAUACUCCAAUAACGUCGUUAACUUGACUUUGGUCGACUUGCCGGGAUUAACAAAGAUCCCGGUUGGUGAUCAGCCAUCUGAUAUUGAGAGGCAAAUCAGACAACUCGUCCUAGAUUUCAUUCAAAAACCAAAUUGCGUCAUUCUCGCCGUCUCUCCCGCUAAUGUUGACCUCGCUAACUCUGACUCCCUUAAACUUGCCCGCUCUGUCGAUCCACAGGGCAGAAGAACUAUCGGCGUUCUCACAAAGCUCGAUUUGAUGGAUGCCGGCACACACGCUCUCGAUGUUCUCAACGGUCGCGUCUACCCGCUCAAGCUUGGUUUCAUUGGCGUCGUUAACCGCUCCCAACAAGACAUCAACUCCAAUUUAGACAUUGGUGAAGCGCGCAAACGUGAAGAGGAAUUCUUUGCCGAAUCACCUUCCUAUCGUAACAUUGCGCACAGAUGCGGUACAAAGUAUCUCGCAAAGACACUCAACAAUGUCCUCAUGGCGCAUAUCCGGGAAAAGUUACCUGACAUGAAGGCAAAAUUGAACACUUUGAUGGGUCAAACGCAGCAGGAGCUCAAUGCUUUUGGUGAUUCAACCUUUUUCGGCAAACCGCAUAGAGCCUCGCUGAUACUCAAGCUCAUGACACAAUUUGGUCGCGACUUUGUCUCAUCGGUUGACGGCACAUCGAGUGAAAUAUCAACCAAGGAGCUUGGUGGAGGUGCUAGAAUAUACUAUAUAUUCAAUGAUGUCUUCGGUCAAGCUCUCGAGUCUAUCAACCCCAACCACAACCUCAGUAAUCACGACAUUAGGACCGCAAUUCGCAACAGCACCGGCCCAAGACCUAGCCUGUUUGUACCAGAGGUAGCAUUUGAGCUGCUUGUGAAGCCGCAAAUUAAGCUCCUCGAACCUCCUUCUUUGCGCUGUGUUGAAUUGGUGUAUGAGGAAUUAAUGAAGAUGUGCCAUAACAGCUCAAAUGCUGAGCUCGCACGCUUCCCACGUCUCCAUGCACAACUUAUUGAGGUAGUUUCCGAUCUACUCAGAGAGAGACUCGGACCUACGGCGGAAUACGUUCAGUCACUCAUCGCAAUCCAGUCUGCGUACAUCAACACCAAUCAUCCAUCAUUUGCGCCCGGUACAGCGCAGUACGCAGCCGAGGCGCAGAAGGAGAAGCAAAAGCAACAGCAGCUCAAAUACGCAUCUAUGACAAGCAGUAUUGACGAGGAGAGGGAAAGGGAGAGUGAAGGGGAGCGUUCGAGUGGUGCAGUAGACGACAGCAUGGCGAUUGAAGCUAGACCUGGUAACAAUGCGCAGAAUGAUGCUCGUCAUCAAUCGCUUACGGCGCAACUUCUUAGUGGUGGUGGAGAGGAGAGUGCUUUUGGACAGUCGCAGUCACAAGGACAGUCGCAGUCACACCUCCAGUCUCAACCUCACACUCAAUCAAGGAGGAGACACGGUAUGCAGCACCCUCACGCACACACCCAUGCGCCAUCACAGAGUCAGACAGCGCGCGAUACAUUUCUCAACUACUUCUUCGGCGGUGCAGACGCCGCAAGCUCCGUAAGCAAUGGCGCAUCUAAUACACGCACACCCGUUAGAGAUGUGGACGGAGAGGCGCGUGAGCAGCGUAAUUACACUCACUCUCACACCCCCUCCAAAUCUCACACUAAUCCCCUCAACGGCCGCAGCGGACUUGAGGGCUCAGCUGCGGCUUAUGACAUGAAGAGUCUCGGCAGGCACCUCGAGCCUGUGCCCACUAUUGACGAGGGCGGCAGUGCUGUUUCCGAGAGAGAGGAUAUGGAGACGACUCUUAUUCGCAGCCUCAUUGCGUCAUAUUUCGCUAUCGUUAGGCAGUCGAUUGAGGACCUCGUACCUAAGGCUAUCAUGCAUCUCUUGGUGAAUUUCUCUAAAGAUCUCAUUCAAGAUAGGUUGGUUGCCUCGCUAUAUAAUCCUGAUAUAUUCGACGAGCUCCUCUACGAGGAUGAGAAUAUCGUGAAUGAACGCAACCGCGUUAAGAACCUCAUGGAUGCUUAUAAACAGGCUUUCACUGUCCUCGCUGAAGUUAAUAUGCCAAAGAGUGGCGCGGACAGUGUAAGCAGUACCACUAUGAACAGUACCGUGUAG
This is a messenger RNA of Wallemia ichthyophaga EXF-994, 2463 nucleotides long. RefSeq names its product Dynamin-like protein C12C2.08. Lineage: Eukaryota; Fungi; Basidiomycota; Wallemiomycetes; Wallemiales; Wallemiaceae. The record is from RefSeq and is a predicted model, not a curated record. Gene Ontology annotation, biological process: mitochondrial fission; peroxisome fission. Gene Ontology annotation, cellular component: microtubule; mitochondrion; membrane. The coding region runs from base 1 to 2463 and encodes 820 amino acids. The transcript has 6 exons. Gene Ontology annotation, molecular function: GTPase activity; microtubule binding; GTP binding.